Penicillium verrucosum is the source of this 993-nucleotide messenger RNA. Its product is annotated as response regulator. Gene Ontology annotation, biological process: phosphorelay signal transduction system. The record is from RefSeq and is a predicted model, not a curated record. The transcript has 3 exons. NCBI's taxonomy places the organism in Eukaryota, Fungi, Ascomycota, Eurotiomycetes, Eurotiales, Aspergillaceae. Bases 1 to 993 code for a protein of 330 amino acids.
AUGGCUGGCGAUCUGGAGCAAGUGGUAUAUCCCGUGGGCGCCACAAACGGCAUCGAUCCCAUGUACAGCGAGCAUAUCAACAAUGUCCCGUACCCAAUGCCCGCCAAGCAGGAAAUAGACACUUCAGAUGCUCGUCGGCAGUUUCCCGACAACCGGAAGAAGAGCACGAAUGUGGACCCUGGCUGGGUGCGCAGCCCGCAGAUCCUCUUGGUUGAGGACGACGCCACUUGUCGGCAAAUUGGCGGCAAAUUCCUAUACUCUUUCUCGUGUGUUAUUGAUACUGCGUUUGACGGCUUGGAGGCUGUGAACAAAAUCCAGGGUGGCUCAAAAUACGAUUUGAUUCUGAUGGACAUCAUUAUGCCGAACUUGGACGGUGUAUCGGCAUGCCAUCUCAUUCGCCAAUUUGAUCGCACGCCUAUCAUCGCCAUGACCUCGAACAUCCGAAGCGACGACAUCCAGCUUUAUUUCCAACAUGGAAUGGAUGAUGUUCUUCCCAAACCAUUCACCCGCAAGAGUCUUCUCGAUAUGCUUGAGAGACAUUUGGAUCAUCUCAAGAUUUCGCCCCAGAACCCAGGAAUGGAGCCAGUACGACCUUCCGCAGCCGCUGUGACCAUGGCAGCUGCAACUCAAAGUUCAGCAAACCAGUCGAUCAAAGAAGACAGCUCUCCAGGCCAGUCGCCCGCUGGGUCAAUGACUAAUUGGCAAUCGCCCAGCCAAUUUCAAAAUAUGCAAGCUGUUCCACCGAAUAUGCCCGCAGUUCAAGGGCCAUAUGUUACAGCACCACCGGCCGCCUACACUGUUGACCAGAACGGCGUCCAGUACCCAGCACCACCAGUAGGAGUCCCAACCGGGGGUGCUCCCAUUCGUCCCCCGCAUCGCCGUCAAAUCUCCGAAAUGGGCGGUGCCGCCGAUAACCCCAACAUGCCGAAACGCCAGCGCAUGUACUCCCAACCUCAACCAAUGCUUGCUGUGCAAGCUGGCCGACCUGGCUAA